Messenger RNA from Podospora anserina S mat+, 1122 nucleotides. RefSeq lists its product as uncharacterized. Lineage: Eukaryota; Fungi; Ascomycota; Sordariomycetes; Sordariales; Podosporaceae. The record is from RefSeq and is a predicted model, not a curated record. The transcript has 3 exons. The coding region runs from base 1 to 1122 and encodes 373 amino acids.
AUGGACGACCUUUCAACAAGCAACGCAACGUUCCCGUUUUUUUCAACCAAUGACAACGAUAUCAGCACAUCGACAAGGUCAAGAAACGGGACAGGAUUUCCAGGUUUCUUCUUUGGGCCGGGAAAACUGCGAUAUGAUGACCUCGGGCUCACCACUCGGGUGUCGGUGUGGGUGUUGUGCGGUGCUUCGCUGAUGUUCUUGCUCUUGAGGAUCUAUUGCUCAACCAUCACGACCAACAUGGCCAUCGACCUCGGCUACGGCAAGCACGUCUGGCAAAUCCCCUUUCGAAACCUCAACGACAUGUUCCUCAUCGGGCAGAUCACCGUCACGCUCGCCAUCUGCAGCCAAGCCUGGUCCAAGACCUCGUUUGCCAUCUCGCUUCUCAUGAUCCACGAUGGCAUACACGGCAAGACCAGGGUGUUUAUCUGGUUUGCCAUUGUGAGCAUGAACAUGCUGUUUGGCGUGUCGGCCAUGCUGUUUUGGGUUGGGUGCACGCCGCUGGAGAAGGCGUGGCAUCCGUUCAUGAGAGGGACUUGUUGGAGCCCGAAUGUGGUUAUCACUUAUGGAAUCUUUGCUAGUGGUAUGUCUUCUUGGCCGGUCGGUCUUGAAGAACUGUCUGUGGUACUGACGCUGUGUUUCAGCUUACUCUGGUGUGAUGGAUCUGGUUCUGGCUAUUAUUCCCUGGAAGAUUAUCAUGAACUUGCAGAUGCAGACAAGAGAGAAGAUUGGCGUGGCGUUGGCGAUGAUGCUGCCGCGUCAGCUUUCAUCAAGUGUUCGUCACUGCCCGAGCUGGGAGGUCGUGAUUUUCCACGUAAGUUCCCUCUUGUCCCAAGGCGUUGGAAGGGGAAGAUUGACGUGUCGAUAGACGACGGGGUCACACUCGUGAUAUGGGGUAAUGCCGAGGCAGCAGUCACCAUCAUGGCCGCAUCAGUGCCAAUGCUUCGUGCAUUGGUACGAACUGUCAGGCCUUCGCGACGAAGGAACUAUUACUCAAGCUACAGCCGUUCGAGACGGACUGAGCGGUCGUCCAGGAGGGUUUACUACAACAAACCAAGGCGAGACUUGGUGACCAUGACUGGGUCAACGUGGACAGGUGGAUCGAGCAGCAGGACGUAUACUUAG